AUGAUCUUUUCACAGUCUCUCGCCUUCGACAAGCUACAAGGAAACAUCGACUUCGCAGCAAGAAGUAUCGACAUGGACAUCGAAAAAGAUCCGAAAGAUGGACACACACCUGAUCUAGACUUAAUCGACUGGGACGAAGAUGACCCCGAUAACCCUAAGAACUGGUCAACAACGCGGAUCUGGUCGAAUCUCGGCAUUAUUUCCUUCCUACGGCUCUUGACACCACUUGCCUCAUCCAUGAUAGCACCGGUCACGAACCUCAUCCUCAACGAUUUCAAAAGCACCGAUAGCACCGUCGGCAGCUUCAUUGUCUCGAUCUACAUCCUUGGCUACGCGUUAGGACCCCUGGUGAUAGCUCCGCUGUCUGAGAUCUAUGGCAGAAGACCUGUGUACCAUGUCAACAAUGUGCUCUUUGUCUUAUGGAGUCUGGUCAGUGGCUUCGCUCCGAAUGUAGGCGCCCUGCUGGCUUUCCGAUUGCUGGCUGGGUUGGCGGGGAGCUGUCCGGUGACGAUUGGAAAUGGCUCGAUUGCGGAUUGUGUGAAGAAGGAGAAACGGGGGAAGGUGACGGCGAUUUUCACUGCUGGACCACUGCUUGGCCCUGUCAUCGGACCUAUCGCUGGCGGAGCACUGGGCCAGUAUGUCGGCUGGCGCUGGAUCUUCUGGGUCAUCACUAUAGUGUCAGCCAUCAGCACCACAGCCUCCUUCACCUUCCUCGAAGAAACCUACGAACCCGUCCUCCUCGAGCGCCGCGUCGCCCACCUCAGAACCCAAAUCUCCAACCCAAACCUCCAUCACCGCCACUCCAACACCCUCACCAAAUCCCAAGUCCUGACCCGCGCCAUCAGGCGGCCUCUAGCUCUCCUCUUCACCUCCCCCGUCGUCCUCCUUACCUCCAUCUACGUCGGCCUAGUCUACGGCUACAUCUACCUCCUCUUCACGUCCUUCACCCCGCUCUUCACCACAACCUACAACUUCACCGAGACAACAACGGGACUUACAUACCUCGGCCUGGGCAUCGGGUUCGCAAUCGGUCUCCUGAUCUUAGGCAAGACCUCAGACCGUAUCGUCUCCCAUUUCUCUCCUGCGGGUGAAUGGAAAGCAGAAUACCGUCUUCUUCCCCUCCUGCCGGGAUCUCUCCUCGUUCCUGUUGGACUGCUGUGGUAUGGAUGGAGCGCUCAAGCUCAUGUACACUGGACCAUGCCUAUUAUAGGUACGGGCUGGGUUGGAUUGGGAACCUUGGCAGUCUUCAUGCCGGUGCAGAGUUAUCUCAUUGAUGCGUUUCCGCUCUGGGCCGCGAGUGCCGCCGCGGCGAAUACGAUUUUGAGGAGCUUGGCGGGGGCUUUUGUACCGUUGGCAGGACCGGCGUUGUAUAGGGCGCUGGGUCAGGGAUGGGGGAAUAGUUUGUUGGCUUUCAUGGCGUUGGCGUUUACGCCGUUGAGUUGGAUUUGUUUUAGGUUUGGAGGGAGGAUUAGGGAGAUGUGGCCGGGGAGGGUAAAGUGA
Messenger RNA from Fulvia fulva, 1500 nucleotides. RefSeq names its product MFS transporter cpaT. The coding region runs from base 1 to 1500 and encodes 499 amino acids. Gene Ontology annotation, biological process: transmembrane transport. The record is from RefSeq and is a predicted model, not a curated record. Gene Ontology annotation, molecular function: transmembrane transporter activity. Lineage: Eukaryota; Fungi; Ascomycota; Dothideomycetes; Mycosphaerellales; Mycosphaerellaceae. The transcript is spliced from 3 exons.